Molecule: messenger RNA, 1887 nt
Organism: Glarea lozoyensis ATCC 20868
Lineage: Eukaryota; Fungi; Ascomycota; Leotiomycetes; Helotiales; Helotiaceae
Exons: 7
Coding region: 1-1887 (628 amino acids)
Biological process (GO): regulation of Golgi organization
Cellular component (GO): cytosol
Source: RefSeq, a predicted model, not a curated record
AUGGAGCCUUCACCGCUCACCCAACAGGCUCGGCCUGAGGUUUUUCAACAGAAAGUAGUCGAGCUCUACGAAGCUUUGUUCAAGGAUGACGAGGAAAACGAAGUUGACAAAACGGAAGGGUUUUGGAGGGAGUUUUUUGCCUUGAAGCCAGACAAGGCAACAUUACACAAGAUUCUGGAUAAGCUGAGCCCAGAUGAUUUACUCCACUUCCAGAAUCAAACACGGCAGCUCUUUUCAAGGGCUAUAUCUUGCGUCAAGACAGGAACCGCUCCGGCAGAUGCUCACGCCCUGGACACCAUCACGGCGUUUCUCGCUUCUGUACUUCCUAAGAAAUACAAUAAUGCAAGCUCAGAUAUAAUAAAUGUCCUGGCUGGGUUAGACGAUGUGGAUGCCAUAUUUACGGAUUUCGUAGCUGCGUUGGAGGUUACAAUAAGGACUGGCCGUACUCUUGAAAUUCGACAAAAAGCGAUCGACGUUGCGCUCGCUGUCGUUUCUGGCGCAUAUCAGACCAGUCUUCUCUCCUACUUUACACAUAGAGAUCUCUUCCCAUCUCUAAUGAAAUACGUUCAAGAUUCCGAAAACAUCUCGCGCGCAUUCGAACCGUUUACCCUCCUUGGACUUCUUGCCAAUUACAACAAAUUCGAAUUCCAAAAUCCAUAUCGACUACGACUCGACGAUUUUGUCAACGAGGGUACAAUUCAAAAGAUCAUUAGAUCCGUUGGUAGUACGUGCGCUACAUCCCGGGGGAGAUAUAUCGCAAUCCAGGAAGAUCUCCCAGAGGGAUGGUCGAUUAGCACAACCCUUAGUAUGAUUGGCCUUGGUUCAGUGGCACCUGGCGCAAAGACAGCUAAACCUACCAUUGACCCUGAAGCAGCGAAAGAAAUGUUCGCGAGACUGCCAGGAAGUGAGGCGGCGGUCCUCCUUGCAACAUACGAUUUCGCACAUGCAAACAAGCUAUUUUGUUUCAACUUUGUCACUCUUCCCGCGGAGAAGGGAUCGGAACCGCCAAUUAGCAGUUUUGUGUCCUUUACUUCGUAUCUUUUGCAACAUGCGCACUCGUCGUUCCGGACGUCUCAGUAUUCGCACAUCAACCUCCUAAUCCUUCGACUCUUGAUUGAAGAUCAAGUCCUCUGCAAGAGGAUAUGCAGUGACGAGAGUAAAAUGUCUGUGAGAUUGUGCAGACAGAGGCAACCGUAUCUACCCCUAGUUCGGGGAGAAAGGAUGCUUGCAGCUAGUAUCUUGGACACCAUGAUUGAUGGGAUAAACCACAAUUUACGCAGGCGUCUGGAUGUUGACCUCUAUAUUCUUUGCGUUGGAAUCAUUUUGCGGCUCAUCUCUCAUUUAUCGCGAUCGCGCACGCGAUUGGUCUACCACUGGGCAGAGCUAUUCCGUUCUCUUCUCUCGCUUGUCCGAUUUCUCACUACAUACACAGCAGAUCUGAAAAAUCUCAAUCAUAUUGAUACGCUACUUGACGAUCUUGUUAACUUGAUCGCCCUAUCCUUGUCAGCUGGUGAAGCAUUUCUCCUAAAUCCUGCAGCAUACGAUGACUUGUUCUACAAGUUGAUUGAGACGGGAGAAAUCCUGGUAAAGUUUCGGGACAGCUAUGAGUUAGGGAAGCGACCAAACAACUCUAUCGGCACCUUGAUUAGUGUCACGGAACAUUACAAGGAGCUUCUCGCGAACGGCAGCCAAGGUAGGAGAGGAAAACAUCUCACCAACAUCCAGGUUGCGGGCGUUAUCAAACAGGGCUACGAGACGCUUAGUAUUCAAGCCAAAGAGGGACUCGAUGGCUGGGAAAAAUACCGAGAAGCAGAUGAAAGGGUGUUCUUAAAGAAGAUAGCUCGAGCUGCGGUGGCGGAUGUGAAGACGCUUCUUGUAGAUGGCUGA